UUGGGAUACUAAAUAGUAGGAUAUAUCAUAAUAUUAGAUCGUAAGCUUUAAGGUAGUAUUAGACAGUAGGUUAUACUGUGAUACUAGAUAGUGGACUAUACUGUGAUUCUAGAGAGUAGGUUAUAUUAUAAAUAUGUCGUAGACUUCAUUGCGAGACUAGUUAGAUCAGUAUGCUAUUAGACAUAUCUUUUUCAUGCUGGUAGAUCUGUGAUAUUAAAAAGUUCCAAAUUCAAUUGUCUGUAUGUGUCUGAAAAAACAAUGUAUUCAAGCUGAUAGAACUAAAGUUGACAAUGAACUUGAACAUUAUGCAAUAGAGUCAUGAGUAGACAACUUACCAGAUUAAUGUUACUUGAAAUAGAACGUCCUACGAGGCACCCGACAAUUUAUGUGUUAGCAAUCCACUUAUCCACAAAGUAGUUAUUUUUUUGCUAUGUGUGUAACAAAAUAGUGUACCAAAAUAACCAAUUAUUAAAUGUAUAGCAAUAGUUUAACAUUCCCCAGCUUUGUUUAGAUCAUUGUCUCUCAGCUAUUUACACCUAGGAGGUGGUGCUGGGGUCAUGCAAUCAAUCAGUGUUGGCUACUUCGUAAAUAUUUACAGAGGAGAGCUACGACAAUGUAUUUGUACAAAACCUAUAUCAACUCACUCUGUCUGUCUGGUAAAAAGAUUUACACGUUAUUUCUCCCACACCCAAUCUCAGAUCAAGCUGAAAUUUUGCACCAUUAUUUCUUUUACCUGACAGCACAAGAAUCAAUAAAAAAAAACAUUAAACAAUUAGUUAACGAACUAUUGGUCAAAUGGGAUCAGAUUCGGAAUCCGAGUCAGAUUUACAUUCUAGAAUCUCAAAAUAUGAAUGUCUCUUCAAUGAAGAUGUACAAAUAGAACAUUUCUGCAGGCGACUCAAAGAAAUAAGGAAUACGCUUCAAGAUGAGCUCGAGGUUGACCAAGACUGCCAACAAGAAACAAUUUACAAACUGAAUUUGUUCACAUGGAUCGAACACCGUCUGGACAAUGUUGCCAAGGCCAGAGAGCUGAAUCAGCGGGUUCUGAAACUUACAGAACAGACAAACAAUAUAACAUCAUUGGUGAACCAUGCAUUUUUAUUAAGAGACGAUGGGGAGAACACAGAAGCAGAAAAAUGUCUGAACAAAGUAGAUUUAGUAAGGAAAGGACCUAAUGCUAAAUUCCAGAAUAUGGAAUGCAAAGCUGAACUGGCUUACAGCUAUAGCCGUUUAGGUACAGCGAAGUAUAUAUCAAAAGCAAUAGGUAUUUAUAAGGACAUUGUUGAUGCUUUUCCAAAUGAAUUUACAUGGAAGUAUAGUUUAGGACUUACUCACAGAAGAGCUGUUCAUGGAAAUAUUUCUACCUCUAUGCCUUCAAGACAGCCGGCAGCAAAACACAUAGAAAUUGCAGCCAAGUACUUAUUUGAUGUAGCGCUAAAUUGUCCAGAGGCGUGUCUUCGUGGGAGGGCCUACUCCCAGCUUGCUGUUAUGAUGAACUACUCUGAACCCUUCUUUGGCAAUGACUCUCGCAGAAUAUUUCGCGAAAAGACGGUACUGGAGCUGAUAGACGAAGCUGUAAGGCACAGCCCAGAGGACGCCUGGACGCUUUCUGAGACUGGGUUCAUCUUAAGCUUUUAUAAUCUGGAUAAAGCUAUAGUACAGUUAGAAAAGUCUUUAGGUCUCAAGAAACAUGCUUUAACAUUUCACCAGCUUGGUAAGUGCUAUGUGAGGAAAGCGAAUUCUCUUGUGAAGGAACGUUCUUGGAAAUGCUCUGCCCCUUCUCAAACUACGAGGUCUAGAGCCACUCACAAUGCAAGCUUGCCAAACUUUGGCGCUACAUUUCAAAAGCCGAAAUCACUCAAUGUUCCGAUUUCUAGAACUACACACUACAGACAAAAUUGUGGUCAGCAUAGAAAAUACUCAAAGCAAAAUGACAAUACUUCUGUGAAUUGUAACUCUAAUAGACAAAAAAGAACUAAUAUUUGGAAUCCGCAUAAUAAAAGACUUUUAACUUGCCCGCUUAAGAUGCUUCCAUUAAAAAGGGAGGACGACUAUGUCACAAAAGCUAUAGACUGUUUUAAAGAGUCUAUUCAGAUGUCUUGGGAGAACAACUAUCCAGCAAUGUACAGUCUGGGUCUGACACUGAGAGCCUGUGGUAAGUAUCAAGAGGCCACAGAGGCGUUUAACAAAAUUAUCAAUAGAUGCCGCUUGGAAUCUAAUCACUUUAUUACAUUCAUUUGCUCGUUUGAGCAAUGCGGUCUUUGCUUGAUGGAGAUGGCAAAGCAAGAAGAUAUAGAACUGUCUGUAGAAGAAAAAAUUAAAUGGUUUAAGAAAUCUGAAAAGAAUUUGCUAAAAGCAGUAAGUCUUGCUGCUACACUAGCUACCAAAGACCCAGAAAUAAAAAACCAUACCCAGAAUAUUUGGAACUCAUUUAGAACUCUGGAAGAAAAAUACAGAAUUAGUGAUGAUUCUCCUGAAAUUAUUAAGAAGUUAAUAUGCUCUUCAGAGAGCAGGUCAGUAUGAAAAAAUUCCACCAGUUAUCAAACAACUAAAAUCUCUGAAUGACUCCGAUAUCGCUGAUCCAAAGGUCGUCGAAGCAGCGCUGGAAAGUUAUCUCGCUUUGAAAGACUUUGAGUCAGCAAUGACAUUCGCAUCAAUGGUGAUGACAACUUCUGUGCCCAUGACAGAAAGUAUAAACCUUUUGAUAUUGAAAACGCGUCUUUUCACAGCAGAAUUAAGACUUCGCUCAGAUCUAGCGAGUGCUAAGCUCAUUUUUCAACCUUUGUUUCACUCUCUCGUAAAUUCUGAGCAACAUGGACCCCGCUCAGAUUCUUCGACAGCUGAAUCUAUCAGUAGUGAUGUCUCUAACGCACCUGAGUCUGAAGAAGCUUCUCUAGAUGUCUUAAUAUUUUGGGAUGAGGAAUCUCCAAACCAAGAGAACAUUAAGAACAAAGUCAGAACACUUCAGAGAUGUCUGAAAGAUGUGUUUGGUCUAGAAUCCAGUGCAAAUCUAGAGUACUAUAGUCAUGGCGGUGUCGAGAUUGAAUUAAAAAUUCACGAAAUUAUGCGAACCAGAUUUCUACUUGUCAUUCUAGACGAAUGCUCAUCUAGGUCCUUCGAGUUCAUCCUAAACUACAUUCCUAAUAAAUUUACUUACAAAUCUCCCAGAGUACUUAUCGGUCUGACUGACACUGCUUCCACUGUUCCUAGUUUGUUAAAGACUUACAAAACUUUAUUAUUGGAGAAUGCUCUAUUUUCACUCUUUGAAGAGGAAUGUGUGUCACCUGUAAGCAAAGAAAUACCGGACACGGACGCACAAUCAAGUUUACCGGACGUUACAAGUCUCCCGGACAACUGGUCAAUAAAGAACGGCGAUGCCCUUAAUUAUGUUAUGACUUUAUAUUGUUCAAUGAUUGGUCAGGAAUGGCCGUUGUGAUCUUUAACCUUGAUCCCUGAGUCACUGGUAAAGGAAAUGAAGAUCUCAGGGAUAUUUUAGUUAUUUAGAAAAUCACUGUGUAAAUUUCUUUAAAAAAUAUUAAUAUUCUAAUGACGAGAUUACUAGUAUACUAUAAAUAUAGCCCUCAUAAUAUCUGGGCAACAAAACUCUUGCAGAAGUGAUCCUCUAGAGUGAACAUUUGACCACCGGCAGCAGGGACAACAUCAAGCCGAUCUUCCUCCCAAACAGGCUUCAGAAUGUCCCCUUCCAAUUGCAGCCGUGGCUUGAUCUUUCAUGUCAUUAUGACAGUGGCACACACAACGCCUUCUGCCAUUUUGAAGGUAAAUAUUGAAGUGAGUGAUUGGAAUUGACCACAAGUUAAACAAAGAUAACUCCUGUACCAAAUGACUAUUAAUUCAGCCCAUUAUAUCAUCAUUUUAACAAUUAUUAAAAUAUAUUUUCCUUUCGUAAAAGCUUGUGUUAUCUUUACUUUAUACUUUCCUUGUACUGAAUGGCUUUAAUGGCAAUAGCUUCAACAGAAGGCCCUUUACACUACAGGGGGGAGUUACCGAUGUUCAACCCGCGCCCCCCCCCCCCACCAGUUUUUUGUAAUAGGUGAGAUUUGAAUGUUAAAUC
This is a messenger RNA of Biomphalaria glabrata, 4072 nucleotides long. RefSeq lists its product as uncharacterized. Gene Ontology annotation, molecular function: protein binding. The record is from RefSeq and is a predicted model, not a curated record. The coding region runs from base 796 to 2523 and encodes 575 amino acids. The transcript has 4 exons. NCBI's taxonomy places the organism in Eukaryota, Metazoa, Mollusca, Gastropoda, Planorbidae.